Messenger RNA from Dictyostelium discoideum AX4, 318 nucleotides. Lineage: Eukaryota; Evosea; Eumycetozoa; Dictyosteliales; Dictyosteliaceae. The record is from the annotation of a RefSeq genome assembly.
AUGCCCCAGUUAGAUUUUUUAAUUUUUUUUAAUGAAAUGUGUUAUACUUUAGUAGCAUUUAUUAUGUACUAUAUUUGGUUAUAUCGAAGUGUUAUCGUUAAAUUAGCGUAUAAUUUAAAAUUUCGAUAUAAACUAAGUCGAGCAAUCAAAAAUGAUGACAACAACAAUCCAGAUUCAAAAUUACCAAUGGGACAAGUCUUUUUUAAAAAUUUAGACUUUAUAACAAAAUAUAAACAAUAUAACGUUUAUAGAAACGCAUCGUUAAUCAAUAACAUUAAUUUAGCAAUAAAACAACAUUUUACAAAUAAUGGGAAAUAA